UAGUAGGGGCAUCUAAACCUUGACAACCUUAACGAAUUUGCUCUCUUUGCAUUUAUUAUCUGUUGAAUUUGGUUAAUUAUUGAAAAUAAGGAAUAAUGAAAGGGACGAGCUUUUACGUAUUGUUUUGUUUCUUUGGUGCGAUUAUAUGCGAUGACCCACCUAGAUGCACGUCUGAUGCAUACGACAACUAUCCGGGAUUUGCGCCAGGCUGCACGCGCAAUUGCACAAAUAACUAUGAAGUCGAACCUGCCCGUCGUUACAAUGAUGGUGUCUUCUGCUUUGCCAGUAACCCUGAUGGAUCAUUCAAACACCUUGGAGCCUGCUAUGAAGGAAUGUGCCAAGAAGAGCCUGGAGGUCCUAAUGGGGAGCUACCCAACCAGUGGGCUGAUGAAUAUCAUAUGUGUGCAAGUAAUACAAGUUUAAAUACACCAGUUAAAAAUUGCGCAUUCAUCUGCAAAAUGAAAAGGGAACAGCACUUACCUGAAGGAUAUUUUUUCGGCAUUUUUAAACAUCCUUCAAAAUGCGAGCUUGGAAAUGGCAAGGUUGGUGUCUGCGCAAGUGGGCAUUGUACCGACCCGGAACUUUACCCGAAAAUCGAUGACGGUGAACUAAAACCAUCAUCUAAAUAAAUGAACUCUGGCACCCAAUUGGGUUUGCUGGCACUAA
Messenger RNA from Ixodes scapularis (black-legged tick), 666 nucleotides. RefSeq lists its product as uncharacterized. The transcript has 7 exons. The record is from RefSeq and is a predicted model, not a curated record. The coding region runs from base 96 to 629 and encodes 177 amino acids. NCBI's taxonomy places the organism in Eukaryota, Metazoa, Arthropoda, Arachnida, Ixodida, Ixodidae.